GGAUAAGCCAAGAUUUUUGGAAAUGUACUGUUGCUGAGAUGAGCAAGACUAGGUGGAGAGGCAAUAUCGCCUGUAAUACAGUUGAAAGGUGUAAACAGUUCGAAAUAUUUCUUAGUACAGAUGAACAAGAGUGGCAAAUAAAGGGCACAGACCCUAUAAUAGAGGACUAA
Dentiscutata heterogama is the source of this 170-nucleotide messenger RNA. NCBI's taxonomy places the organism in Eukaryota, Fungi, Glomeromycota, Glomeromycetes, Diversisporales, Gigasporaceae. The record is from the annotation of a GenBank genome assembly.